AUGGAGCUGUUUCUUCCAUCUCACAUUUCUGAGUUGAGGGUUGUUCUUCUGGGGAACAGCUGGUCUGAGAGGAGUUAUGUUGGGAACUUAUUACUGGGAGAGACCAAGUUCAACACUGAGCAGAUAAACGUGGUCCUCAUCAACACUCCAGAUCUGCUGCUUCCCAACAUCUCUGAUGACGAACUGACAGAACAUGUAGAACUCUGUGUGAGACUCUCUGAUCCUGGACCUCAUGUGUUCCUGCUGGUUCUACAGCCUGAAGACUUCACUGAGGAACACAGACGGAGGAUCUGCAGAGUCCUGAAUCUUUUAAGUGAUCGAUCAUUUCACCAUUCAGUGGUAUUAAUGUCCAGAGACCAGAGUGGUGGAGUCAUGACGCAGGGUAACCGCUAUCCACCAUUCAAAGACAUUGUCAGACAGUGUCACUUUAGAUCCUUGGAGAUGAAAGAUGUUGAACUUUCAGAUCUGUUAACCAGAGUGGGAAGGCUGGUGACAAGAAACAACGGAGAACAUUUGAGGUGUGAUGUAUUAAAGAAGGCAAAUUAUGCUACUUUGACGAGUGGACGUCAAAUCCAGACAAAGACUGAAGCAGCCAGAGUUCAUCAGGAUCCUGUGAGUCCUUCUGCAUCUGUACUCAGCACUGCUGUUCGGGGAAAAAACAAGAAUGAACCUACCCGCUUUCCCAGAGAAUGCGGAGGAAGACAGGAUGAUGUGUUUAAAGAGGAUCACAACCAGUUGAUGGAGAAGAUCGUCAACACUGUAGAUAAAAACAAAGGAACCUUCCUCCCCUUCCCUGAAGAGACAAGAAGACCAAAGUCUGAACCCAUCAAACCUCCUCUGAACCUGGUCCUGUGUGGUAGAAGAGGAGCUGAGAAGACUUCAGCAGUCAAUGCUAUUCUGGGACAAAGAAAGUUUGGUGGACCUGAAGACUCAUCAGAGUGUGUUAAAACCCAGGGAGAGGUGUGUGGACGUCGGGUUUCCCUGCUGGAGCUGCCUGCCUUGUAUGGAAAACCUCAGGAGGCAGUGAUGGAGGAAUCAUUCAGGUGUAUUUCCCUCUGUGAUCCUGAGGGUGUCCAUGCCUUCAUCCUGGUCCUACCUGUGGGUCCCCUCACUGAUGAAGACAAGGGAGAGUUAAAGACCAUCCAGGAUACAUUUGACGCCAAAGUCAGUGAUCUCACCUUGAUUCUGUUCACCGUAAAGUCCACACCCACACAUCCAGAUGUUAUCAAAUUUGUAAAAAAUAACAGGGAAAUCCAGGAGCUCUGUCAGAGCUGUGGAGGAAGAUACAUCAUCUUCAACUUGAAGGACAAGCAGCAGAUCCCAGAACUUCUGGAAACCGUGGAGAGGAUGAGAGAUGAACGGUCCGAAUGCUCCAAGGUUUCGGUUAAUUUCCUCCAAGAGAGUCACAACACCAGAUUUAAAGAUGAUGAAAGGAAGAGUUCAAUGCAACAUCAGAGCAGAGAUCCUCUCAGGAUGGUUCUGGUCGGGAAGACCGGCAACGGGAAGAGCGCAACAGGAAAUACCAUUCUGGGUGAAGUCAAAUUUGAAUCUGUCCCUUCCAUCACGUCAGUAACUAAGACUUGCCAGCAAGCAGCAGGAGAGAUUGAUGGACAGCCGGUAGUCGUGGUCGACACCCCCGGUUUGUUUGACACAGAUCUUUCCGCUGACGACAUCGAGCAGGAGCUGCUGAAAUGCAUCAGCAUGUUGUCUCCUGGACCUCACGUGUUCUUACUGGUGCUGCAGGUCGGUCGAUUCACACAGGAGGAAGAACAGGCCGUGAAAAUGAUCAAGAAGAUCUUUGGAAACAGUUCAGGAAACUACAUCUUCGUCCUGUUCACCAGAGGAGAUGAUCUCAGUCAGUCACCAGAGAGCUACAUAGAAGAAGGUCGCCAUGGCUUCCUCAAACAGCUGAUCGAUGAAUGUGGAGGCAGAUACCACUUCUUCAACAACAAAGAUCCCACAAACCACACGCAAGUCAGAGAGCUGCUGAACAAAGUCCAGACGAUGGUGAAGAACAACGGCAGCAGCUGCUACACCAUGACGGCAGAUAUACAAAACCAGAUGAAGAUGGUUGUCAAAGAGGUGAAAGACUUGCAGAGAGAGAUCGAUGAUCUGGUUAGAAAACACAAGAGAGAACUGACAAGAGUGAAGACUAAACUGGGAACUUACGAGUCUUUGAUGGGAGAAGAUCGGAAUAGGAACACCCGUGAGAUUAAAGAGAUGGAGGAGAAAGUGUCGAUGCUCAAGGCAGAACUGGAGAGACUGAAAGAGAAACAAGAAAACGAAAAUCGGAACUCGAGACGGAGAAACGGAAAGUGCAGAAUCUUAUAA
Acanthochromis polyacanthus (spiny chromis) is the source of this 2331-nucleotide messenger RNA. Its product is annotated as GTPase IMAP family member 8-like. Bases 1 to 2331 code for a protein of 776 amino acids. The record is from RefSeq and is a predicted model, not a curated record. The transcript is spliced from 4 exons. Lineage: Eukaryota; Metazoa; Chordata; Actinopteri; Pomacentridae. Gene Ontology annotation, molecular function: GTP binding.